This is a messenger RNA of Amoebophrya sp. A25, 3148 nucleotides long. The record is from the annotation of a GenBank genome assembly. NCBI's taxonomy places the organism in Eukaryota, Dinophyceae, Syndiniales, Amoebophryaceae.
GUUCUUCGCAGUUGCUGACGCGAUUGUCUCCGAAAAUUUGUCCGGAAACUACUCUUUCGAUUUCGACAAGACGUAUACUGAUCGCUUGCUCACGCAAAUGCAGGAUGCUCAGGAAGCAACACACAGCAAAACCUACGGUUUGCUACUGAAAGCCUUGACGGCUGGACCAAAUCAAAAAGAGGAAAGAGAGAUGCUCAUCAACGCCUUUAAAUCCUCUCCAGCAACAGCGCUGCCUCCUGUGACAGUGGUGCUGCCACAUGUUACCCACACGCCACACUCGAUACUACCUCCGAUACCUGCAUCACCUCUGUCUCUGCCUCAUGGAACUGCUCCUGGAGGCUUUUUACGAUCAUCUCUAUUCUCUCUCCCAACAGGAGAUGCUGAAACAGGAAACGCUGGAACAACUGCAGGCACAGAAGCUGGAUUUGCUGUCGCUGGUGCAGAAGCAUCUUCAGGACUUUAUUUGGUAGGGAGUCCUACUUCAGGACUGAAUUCGUCAGCUUCCGAACCUCCAAAAUUGAUGAAGAAUUCUUCUCGUCGUCAAAAAAAGAAGAGCAGAGAUUUCCAGUCUCCAGGAAUCAAAGCAAAGCUUGACUUUGCAGAGCGAUAUAUGAACACCGCUGAGCGCUCCAUGGGCUUCCCUGGGGAGCAUCUUGCCACCCGAUUAAUCGCUUUCGCCUGUGUUGAGGGGAUCAUGUUUGCGAGUGCGUUCGCCACCAUUUUCUUCUUCAAGCAUUCUUUGGAGUUUGCGACUUCACUGCCCUCUUUGAUUGGCAGCAACGACUACAUUUCCCGCGAUGAAACGCUCCACACCGAGAUCGCAGUCUACAGAUACUGGUCCUUGUACGGAAAAUCUAGAAGCCUAGUAAGACCUAGAAAUGAAAAGAUCUCACAGAUAAUCAAGGAUGCAGCAAACGCAGAAUUGAUGUUCGUGAAUGAACUCUAUGGAGGAGGUGCUCUUGGUGAUGUUGAUGGGGGCCUACUAGAAGAUUCUGACGACGAAGAUAUCGUCCACAUGUACGAUCCCACUACGGGUAAUCACAUGAAUGGCGAGAAAAUGGCGCACUACGUCAAGUAUGUGGCCAAUGAUUUGUUCCUGAAGUUUGUAGAAGUGCCUGAUCAACAUCAUACAACAAGAAGAACAAACGCAACGCUGGAGGAUGGAGAUGGUCAUGGUCAUGGUACUACAAGAACUGUAACAUCUCUAGCAGCCGACCAAAGAGACAUCCCUCAUCUUCCUUUCCCGGGAGUGACUGAGCUAAACCUUGCUUUUAUGGCAAAACAAGGGGCUGCGAACAUGGUGGACAUGCAGAGUCGCCGAUCGUUUAACUACAGGUCCGACGCAGACAAACUGGACCUAGAUGCAGCGAAGAAAGACAUAGUGGAGGGAUUGAAGCAACUUCGGAGCCUGGGUAUUGGAGUGGAGACGAGCGCACAAUGGUUGUUGAACUAAGAGGAAUCUGCAAGAAGAGACGAAAACGAAAUAAAGAUAAAGAGCAGUAAGAGUUUGAAAAUAUAAUGUUCAUCUUGUAAAGAGCGUAAUUUAUUAGAAGUGCUGGAGCACAUAGCGCUGGUUAAACUUAGAGUAGAUGAUGAUCAGCACAUGAUGAGCAGGAUGAUAUUAUGAUCACGGACAGGCUCUUGCUCUACUUCUUUUUGCUGCUAAGUAAAAGUACUAGUAGAAGAGGCAGAGUGGGAGACGGGUGUGACUAAGGAGCAGGUGAAGCUCUACUACAGCCAAAAACUACACUGCUUGUUGUUGUUCUACAACACCCGUUUAUAACCGAACUGGGUUGUAUCUCAUCUUCGUUAUGAAGAGUUAGAGUAACAAUUAGUAGUGUAAGUAUUAGAGCUAUGGCUAUGCAUAAUUAAGAAAGUCCACUUCGAAGAACCACGAGCAGGACCACGUAUAUGGGAGGCCAACUUAGCAUUCAUACUAAGUAUGUGAUGUCAAUUCGGCACCUUAGAAGCCAGUUUAAGCGGUCAACGCGGUGGUUCGUGGAUAAUACUAAAACUAGUGGUCCAAUGUUGUAUCGGACUUGACAAACUCGAGAAACAAUUACACCAGAACGGAGAAUAGGUGUAGUUUGUUUUAGACGAACAAUACGUUAGGAAGGUGUGGAUAAAGUAGCUACAACAGCGUAGUAGGUGUGGGAGGAAAAGUAAUGAGGAGUCAUGAAAAUAAUAGAUGCAACAUGGGAAGGAAGCAAUAGAUAAACGUGCACCUAUUAUAAUUAAAGACUCUAUAUUUCCCCGCGAAUGGGUACAUCAAUCAAUCAAUCAAUCAAUCAACCCGGUUACCGUUAUGCUGUUGCGUUAGAUCCUAUUCCUCUACCUGUUCCUGUUCGUCGCUUGCAACUAAUUGAAACAACUUGUUGAGUCGUUGAUGUACGUUUACUUCCCGGUUUCAUAAAAAAUUUUCUAACUCGUGUGAUGAACGUACUUAGCUAGAAGGGCUUACUUGAUUCUGCUUCGCGAAGCAUCAUGGUAUUCCAUCUUCAUGUAGAGGGAUCUCGGUAAAAAAGACAAAAAGUACUUCAACUAUGCAAGUUUUUAAAAACUGAUGUCGUGGGAGUGCAAGUGGACGUCUGAGGAUUGGACUGCGUAUCGAUCAUCAACAUGCCCACGUCUACCACAUCUCGACCUUCAUUAAGAACACCACUACAUCGAGGAGAUCAUGAGUUAAAGUUGCGGUAGAAAAAAUUCACGUAGAUUAGAAUAUAGAGAUCUUCGAAAGCACUAUUUCAUCAAAGAGAAAGGGCGUUAGCGUUACAGAGGAGGAAGGCAUGCAACGCAGUUUUGCUUUUGGCGUUUUGAGUAUGUAUUUUAUCAAAAGUAAGAGAAGAUAAAAAGAAAAUGAUAAAGAGCGGGAAGAGGUGAGCCACCUGCAGCUUUAACAACCUCCUGCCAUAAAAUACAGCUUAAGGUAUUAGAAACAGAGGCGAACAAGAACAUAUUGCAAAAACUUAGACGAAACAUCACAACCUCAACCUAUCCAUUAGAGGGGAAAAGUGUGAUCUUGCAAAUGCAAAAUCUAAACUCUUAUAACCUUAUUACGCAGGCGUGUUGAACAUCACUUUUCUUUGAAUUUGCAAAUCGUGUCUGAAGAACUGGAACUGAAACAAGAACAAAGAACACAUGUCACAGC